Molecule: messenger RNA, 396 nt
Organism: Lobosporangium transversale
Lineage: Eukaryota; Fungi; Mortierellomycota; Mortierellomycetes; Mortierellales; Mortierellaceae
Exons: 2
Coding region: 1-396 (131 amino acids)
Source: RefSeq, a predicted model, not a curated record
AUGUCAAAGGCAACUCAAUGUGGUGCUGUCCAGGGAAAAAUCAGCAAGGAACUCCAUCAAGAACAGGAUAAACAGCAAGUAGCAAUUGCAUCUGAGCCACCAAGUCUGAAGGAUUUAUAUCCUUCUGGUGUAUAUAUUAAUAUGGUAAUAGUCUACCCAGCUGAUGUAAUCAGUUUCAAAGCCAUGCGGCCUGAUCCAGAUCCAGAGGUCGGCAAGGAUGGGCUAAAACGAGUAAUCGGUAAUGUGGACGACAACAACUCUGCAGACGUCUCUCCCAGUCGUCCUGUAAACUUCCUCGAUAAACUAAAGAAAUUCAAAAAAGGAUCAGCGGAUGACAUUCAGCUGCGCCAAACAAAAAAAGUACAUCUCAAAAAAUCAAAAACAAACAACUUUUAA